AUGCAGGUUGCCCAAUAUGAAAGCGAAUCGUCUGGUGAAGAAACUCAGGAAAAACAUACGAAUGUUAUUGGAAAAGCCAAGAGAAGACCAGAGUCGAAGUUUUGGAUUGAAGAAGCUACUUAUAAUCAUUCCAGCGAAGUAGAAGCAUUGAUCAAAGAUGACUGGUCGAAACACUAUGUGAACUAUACUGAACGCGGCCGAAAAGUUAAACAGGCCGUUGCUGAAUUAUACAGUGAUGGCGUGACGAAGCCCAGGCAAAUAAUGCGAGCUUUAGAGGCGAGGAAAAUGAAGACACCAACGUAUGGGCAACUGAAUAGUUAUCUUGUUCAUUUGAGAAAGAAGAAAUAUGGCUCACAUCAAAUAAGUCUUGGUGAAUUGGAACAAUGGUGUCAAGCAAAUGAAAGUAUUCCAACCACUGAAGAUACAGCUUUUGUUGUAUCAUACGAGAUAAAAUACGAUGACGAAGACGACGAGGACGUUGAAGAUUAUCAAGGUAGUCGAUUUCGUAUAUUCAUUUCUUUUCUGCGUCUGCUCAGUAUUACGUUGUUAUCGUCACAUAUCAAUGCGGAUGCUACGUAUAAAUUAGUUUGGCAAGGCUUUCCUGUACUUGUAGUUGCCACAACCGAUCUGAAGAUAUCAUUUCACCCGUUCGGAUUAGCAAUAUGUUCAAAUGAAAAAACGAAAGACUUCGAGUUUAUUUUCAAAAGAAUUCAGCUUGGACUGGUUAAUACUAACAAAGGUCUAUUCAAACCAACAGCAUUGGUCUCUGAUGCUGCAGAUGCAAUUAAGAACGGUUUUAGAAAGGUAUUUGACCAUCCUUAUGACGAAAUAAUGUGUUGA
Adineta ricciae is the source of this 840-nucleotide messenger RNA. NCBI's taxonomy places the organism in Eukaryota, Metazoa, Rotifera, Eurotatoria, Adinetida, Adinetidae. The record is from the annotation of a GenBank genome assembly.